CCACCUCGUGCCCAUCACGUUCGCCCCUAUGCCCCUCCUGGGGCUGGGUAUAUGAGAGCCACGCCCAGCUCCCCCUCGUCAGUCGUGGUGUGGUGGGUGAGCAGGAGUGUCGUGUGACGUGAUCAAGGAGGUGCACUGAACCUUCUCGAAAGUUCCAGGGCUGUUCUGCCGUACAGUGUGUCUGACUUAACUUCGACUGCUUCCAAGCAGCAACCUUCACCAUGCCUGGCCAUAUUGUUAUGAAGAGCACCGGGCCCGACCCCGACCCCACCGAAUACCUGUACGUCUCCCUGGAACAGAAGCGCAUCGACCAGACCAAACCUUACGAUGCCAAGAAGGCCUGCUGGGUUCCCUGCGAGAAGGAGGGUUUCGUCCUCGGCGAAAUCCAGGGCACCAAGGGUGAUCUGGUCACUGUUGGCCUGUCCGGCGGCGAGACCAAGAACUUCAAGAAGGACCUCGUGAACCAGGUCAACCCUCCAAAGUUCGAGAAGUGCGAGGACAUGUCCAACUUGACCUACCUUAACGACGCCUCCGUCCUGUACAAUCUGAAGUGUCGCUACGUCACCAAGCUCAUCUACACCUACUCCGGACUCUUCUGCGUCGCCAUCAACCCCUACAAGCGCUACCCCAUCUACACCAACCGCGUCGUCAAGAUCUACCAGGGCAAGAGGCGUAAUGAGGUGCCGCCCCACAUCUUCGCCAUCUCUGACGGUGCCUACAUGGAUAUGUUGCAAAAUCACGAGAACCAGUCCAUGUUGAUCACUGGUGAGUCUGGUGCUGGCAAGACUGAGAACACAAAGAAGGUUAUUGCCUACUUCGCUAAUGUCGGCGCUUCCACCAAGAAGAAGCCAGAAGAGAAGAAGCAGAACCUGGAAGAUCAGAUCGUGCAGACCAACCCCGUCCUGGAAGCCUUCGGUAACGCCAAGACUGUCCGUAAUGACAACUCCUCUCGCUUCGGUAAGUUCAUCCGUAUUCACUUCGGGCCAAGCGGCAAGCUGUCCGGCGCUGAUAUCGAGACCUACCUGCUGGAGAAGGCCCGUGUCAUCUCCCAGCAGCCCCUGGAGCGCUCCUACCACAUGUUCUACCAGAUCAUGUCCGACCAGAUCAAGCACAUGAAGUCAAUGUGCUACUUGUCUAACGACAUCCACGACUAUCACAUCGUGUCCCAAGGCAAGGUCACUGUGGCCUCCAUUGACGACAAAGAGGACAUGCAGUUCACUGACGACGCCUUCGAUGUCCUCGGCUUCUCUAAGGAAGAAAAGGAAAAUGUAUACAAGGUGACCGCCUCCGUGAUGCACUUUGGUGAGCUCAAGUUCAAGCAGAGAGGUCGCGAGGAGCAGGCCGAGGCCGAGGGAACACAGGAAGGUGAAAUUAUUGGCAAGUUGAUGGGCAUUGAAGGCGCUGACCUGUACAAGAACCUGACCAAGCCCAAGAUCAAGGUCGGUAACGAGUUCGUGACCCAAGGCAGGAACAAGGACCAGGUCAACUACUCAGUUGGUGCCCUGGCUAAGGCUAUCUACGAUCGUACCUUCAAGCAGCUGGUGAAGAAGUGUAACGUGACCCUCGAGACGGGCCAGAAGCGAGUCAUGUUCAUCGGUGUGCUCGACAUUGCCGGCUUCGAGAUCUUCGACUACAAUGGCUUUGAGCAACUUUGCAUCAAUUUCACCAACGAGAAACUUCAGCAGUUCUUCAACCACCACAUGUUUGUCCUUGAGCAAGAGGAGUACAAGCGAGAGGGCAUUAAUUGGGUUUUCAUUGACUUUGGUCUGGACCUUCAGGCUUGCAUUGAACUUAUCGAGAAGCCUCUAGGCAUCCUCUCCAUUCUUGAAGAGGAGUCUAUGUUCCCUAAGGCUACUGAUAAGUCCUUCGAGGAGAAGCUGAAGGCUAACCAUCUUGGCAAGUCUCCUAACUUCAUCAAGCCCAAGCCCCCCAAGCCAGGCUGCGCUGAGGCCCACUUUGCCAUCGUUCAUUACGCCGGUACCGUGCCCUACAACCUCACUGGGUGGUUGGAGAAGAACAAGGACCCCCUCAACGACACCGUCGUCGACCAGAUCAAGAAGGCUACCAACCAGCUGGCUGUUGACAUCUUCAGUGACCACGCCGGACAGUCCGGUGGCCCCGACACUGGUGGAAAGGGCGGCAAACGUGCGAAGGGUUCCGGCUUCCAGACGGUGUCCGGCUUGUACAAGGAGCAGCUCAACAACCUGAUGACUACGCUCAGGAGCACAGCCCCACAUUUCAUCCGUUGUAUCAUCCCUAAUGAAGUGAAGGCUGCUGGUGUGAUCGACGCCGCCCUGGUGAUGCAUCAGCUGACCUGUAACGGCGUGCUUGAGGGCAUCCGUAUCUGUCGCAAGGGCUUCCCCAACAGGAUGGUCUAUCCUGACUUCAAGCAUCGCUACAAGAUCCUGGCUCCCAGAGCCAUGAAUGAAGCCGAAGAUGAGAAGAAGGCCGCCAAGGUGUGCCUGGACGCCAUCAAGAUGGAUGAGGAGAAGUACAGAAUGGGUCACACCAAGGUGUUCUUCCGUGCCGGUGUUCUGGGCGCUCUUGAGGAGAUCCGUGACGACCGUCUGGCCAAGAUCAUCUCGUGGCUGCAGUCCUGGAUCCGAGGCUACACCAGCCGCAAGGCGUACAAGAAACUGCAGGAACAGCGAGUCGCCCUCAUUGUCGUCCAGCGCAACCUGAGGAAGUUCAUGCUCCUCCGCAACUGGUCUUGGUACCGUCUCUGGCAGAAGGUCAAGCCCCUCCUCAAUGUCACCCGUAUCGAGGACGAGAUCCGCGCUCUCGAGGAGAAAGCUGCAAAGGCUGAGGCAAACUUCGAACGCGAGGCUAAGCUUCGUAAGGAACUCGAGGCCGCCAAUCUUGCUCUUCUCGAGGAGAAGAACAAUCUCAUGGUUGCUCUAGAGUCGACCAAGGGCAACGUAUCCGAAUAUCUAGACAAACAAGCCAAACUUCAGAGUCAGAAGGCAGACCUCGAGGCCCAGCUCAACGAAACCACGGAACGUCUGCAGCAGGAGGAGGAAGCCCGCAAUCAGCUUUUCCAGAGUAAGAAGAAGAUAGAACAAGAACUCAGUGGACUGAAGAAGGAUAUUGAGGACCUUGAACUCUCAGUUCAAAAGGCUGAGCAGGACAAGGCAACCAAGGAUCACCAGAUCCGCAACCUCAAUGAUGAAAUUGCCCACCAGGAUGAGCUCAUCAAUAAAAUUAAUAAGGAAAAGAAACACCUUCAAGAAUGCAACCAGAAAACCGCCGAAGACCUACAAGGUAUUGAAGACAAAUGCAACCACCUUAAUAAGGUUAAGGCAAAACUGGAGCAGACUCUUGAUGAGCUUGAAGACUCUCUUGAGCGAGAGAAGAAGCUGCGAGCUGAAGUUGACAAGGCCAAGAGGAAGGUCGAGGGUGACUUGAAACUAACACAAGAAGCUGUUGCAGACCUAGAGCGCAACAAGAAGGAGCUCGAACAAACCAUCCAGCGCAAGGACAAGGAAGUUUCUUCCCUUGCAUCUAAGCUUGAAGAUGAGCAGGGUCUUGUUUCCAAGCUUCAGAAGCAGAUCAAGGAACUCCAGGCGCGCAUUGAGGAGCUCGAGGAGGAGCUUGAGCAUGAACGCCAGGCUCGUGCCAAAGCUGAGAAAUCCAAGACUCACCUUGGUCGUGAGUUGGAAGAGCUGGGCGAGCGCCUGGAUGAGGCUGGUGGUGCCACAGCUGCCCAGAUCGAGCUGAACAAGAAGCGCGAAGCUGAGUUGGCCAAACUCCGUCGUGAUCUGGAGGAGUCCAACAUCCAGCAUGAGGGAGCUCUCGUUAACCUUCGCAAGAAGCACAAUGAUGCCGUCGCCGAAAUGUCUGAACAAAUCGACCAUCUCAACAAAAUGAAAGCCAGGGUUGAGAAGGAUAAGGACUCCUUGAAACGUGACGCUGAUGACGCUAAAGCUGCUAUGGAUGGGCUUGCUCGCGAUAAGGCUGCUGCUGAGAAGACUAACAAGCAACUCCAGCACCAGAUGAACGAAAUCCACUCCAAGCUUGAUGAAGCCAACCGCACCCUCAAUGACUUCGAUGCCACCAAGAAGAAGCUCGCUGCUGAGAACUCUGAUCUUCUGCGCCAAGUGGAGGAAGCUGAGAGCCAGAUUGGACAGCUUUCUAAGCUUAAGCUGUCACUUACCAACCAGCUUGAAGACCAGAGGAAACUCGCUGACGACGAAAGCAGAGAACGUGCUACUCUUCUUGGAAAGUUCCGCAACUUGGAACACGACAUUGAUGGCUUGCGGGAACAGCUUGAUGAGGAGGGCGAGGGGAAGGCUGACCUCCAGCGUCAACUCUCCAAGUCUAACGCCGAGGCCCAGAUGUGGCGCGCUAAGUACGAGUCUGAGGGUGUUGCCCGAGCGGAGGAGCUUGAGGCUGCCCGUCUGAAGCUUGCUGCCCGCUUGGAAGAAGCCGAACAACAAAUCGAACAGCUUAAUGUCAAGAACAUGAAUCUGGAGAAGACCAAACAGCGUGUCUGCACUGAGCUUGAGGAUAUGCAGAUUGAGGUUGAACGUGCCCAGACCCUAGCCAACGCCGCUGAAAAGAAGCAAAAGAACUUCGAUAAGAUCAUUUCGGAAUGGAAGAUGAAGGUUGAUGACCUUGCCGCCGAACUUGACGCUUCGCAGAAGGAAUGUCGCAAUUAUUCCACCGAGCUCUUCCGCGUGAAGGCCGCGUAUGAGGAAAAUCUUGAGCAGCUCGACUCGGUUCGUCGUGAAAAUAAGAAUCUUGCCGAUGAGAUCAAGGACCUUAUGGACCAGAUCGGCGAGGGUGGACGAUCCCUGCACGAGAUUGAAAAGAACCGCAAGCGCCUUGAAAUUGAGAAGGAAGAACUGCAGGCCGCUCUUGAGGAGGCCGAGGCUGCCCUGGAGCAGGAGGAAAACAAAGUGCUCCGAGCUCAGCUAGAGCUCAGCCAGGUUAGGCAGGAAAUCGACAGGCGAAUCCAAGAGAAGGAAGAAGAGUUCGACAACACCCGAAAGUGCCACCAGCGAGCCAUCGAUUCCAUGCAAGCAUCCCUUGAAGCUGAAGCAAAGGGCAAGGCCGAGGCUCUUCGCAUGAAGAAGAAAUUGGAGUCCGACAUCAACGAGCUCGAAAUCGCUCUUGACCACUCCAACAAGGCCAACGCAGACCUGCAGAAGCACAUCAAGAAGCUCCAGAGUGACAUGAAGGACCUUCAGACCCGCGUGGAGGAGGAGCAGCGGCUGGCCUCAGAGUACCGGGAACAGUACGGUAUCUCAGAGCGCCGUGCUAACGCUCUACACGGGGAGCUGGAGGAGUCCCGUACUCUUCUCGAACAGUCUGACCGCGGCCGUCGCCAGGCUGAAGCUGAACUUGCUGAAGCCACUGAAAGCAUUGCUGGGCUUGCUGCCCAGAACGGAUCACUGUCUGCUGCCAAGAGGAAGCUGGAAGGAGAGAUUCAGACUCUGCAUGCUGACCUGGAUGAGAUGUUGAACGAGGCCAAGAACUCCGAGGAAAAGGCUAAGAAGGCCAUGGUUGACGCUGCGCGCCUGGCUGACGAGCUCCGCGCAGAGCAGGAACACGCGCAGACUCAAGAGAAGAUGAGGAAGGCCUUGGAAGUCUCCGUCAAGGAGCUCCAAGUUCGCCUCGAGGAAGUCGAAACUAACGCAAUUAAGACUGGCAAGAAGGCCUUGGGUAAACUGGAAAGCCGCGUUCGCGAGCUGGAAAGCCAGCUGGAUGACGAAUCCCGCCGUCACGCCGAUGCCCAGAAGAACCUGAGGAAGUGUGAGAGGAGGAUCAAGGAGCUCACCUUCCAGUCCGAUGAGGACAAGAAGAACCACGAGAGGAUGCAAGACCUUGUCGACAAGCUCCAGCAGAAGAUCAAGACUUACAAGCGCCAGAUCGAAGAAGCUGAAGAGAUCGCUGCCCUUAACUUGGCCAAAUUCCGCAAGGCCCAGCAGGAGCUGGAGGAGGCAUUA
Molecule: messenger RNA, 5948 nt
Organism: Procambarus clarkii (red swamp crayfish)
Lineage: Eukaryota; Metazoa; Arthropoda; Malacostraca; Decapoda; Cambaridae
Source: RefSeq, a predicted model, not a curated record